This is a messenger RNA of Cercopithifilaria johnstoni, 4560 nucleotides long. The record is from the annotation of a GenBank genome assembly. NCBI's taxonomy places the organism in Eukaryota, Metazoa, Nematoda, Chromadorea, Rhabditida, Onchocercidae.
AUGCUCCUUAGGGCAUCAAUUCUACUAGUUUGCUCAGGCUUAGCGUGGGCUGUUACCAUCUGCAAAAUCAGUAGUCAGUGUGAUCAAUGUAAAUUAUUAAGUGCCGGACAGAAAUGCCUCAAAAAUGAACGACAUGAACAUUUAUUCUGUGAUGCUGCAAAUAACCGUAUUGGUAUCCAUGAGAAUUCAUACUUAUUUUGCGAUACAAAAAAGAAUGAAUUAAUUGAAAAGCAUUGUGCACACGGUGAGAAUUUCAUAAACGGAACUUGUUUGGAUAUUCUUCAGCGUCGCAAACGACAAGGUGUCGUUGGAAUUGGCCAUGUUGGCGAUUAUUGCUCCUUUAAUACGAACUGCUUGAAUGGAAUGUUUUGCUCAGAUGGUAGUUGUGCAUGCCGAAGCAAUUUUGUUGCCAUUCACGGAUAUUGUUAUCUUAAGAAAAAUAUUGGUGAAAGUGGUUGCCAGUAUUCGGAACAGUGCAAUGCUGCAUGGCCCGGUGCUCGUUGUCAAGACAAUAAAUGUGAAUGUCCAUCUGAUGUUAAUGGAAUUCCCUAUGUACAAACGCGUACUCAUGAUAGUGUUCUUUGCAUCUUAUUAUCUGGAGAAGAUGGUGAUCCGGUGCCGAAAUGUCCGCUUCCAGAAUAUGAUGAUGACUUAUUGACAAUGCCGAUAUCACAACUUCGGAAUCCAGCAAUGACUGAUCCAGAUGAUUACGAUAUCUUGCCAGGAAAACAUAUCACUCCAUUGCAAUUCUGUUCUUCAACAUCCACCGAUUACAAUGCAUUUGUAGCAAAUGGUGGUGGUGCAUGUACCUAUGCAACAGAACCGUACGAACCGGAAAAUGGAGUUUAUAUUGCCGAUAUCUAUGACUGCGUAGCAGUACCAUUGAAUAAUGUGAAAUUAGCAAUGAAAGGUAUUUACAAUAUUCAUCCACAAGCAGAUGGGAUCUGUUGUCCAAAUCGUGCAUUCACUUGCAUACAACCAAAACAUGAAGCGAAAUCAAAUGUAGACGAGUCAACUGGCGUACGACCACGUUGGUGGUUCAAUUCUGUAACCGGAAUAUGUGAGCAGUUUAUGUGGGAUCCAUGGGAUGAAACUGAAGUACAAUCUCCUAAUAACUUCAAAACUCAAGAACACUGCGAGUCAUAUUGCAGAGACACAUGCAAACGCGGUUUACCGCAGUAUUUAGCGAGACGCAUUUCAAACGAAGAGGAGACGAUCAAUAACUGUCAGACGAUGACUUCAUGCUUAUCCAAUUUUGAAUGCAAAACAAUCGGUUGGAAACAACUUUGUUGUCCAAGUGUUGCAAGCAUAUGUAGUAUUGCCGGUGGACGUCCCCUUGAUACUUCUCGUCAUACUAAUUUCGAUCCUGGCUACAGUGUGAAGAGAACAUUUAACUUGAACUUCGAAAAAUCCCGCCGUUAUUAUUAUGAUUCCGAUCAAGGCCGCUGCAUAUCAUUUACAUACAACGGUGCGUUGGGUAAUUUCAACAACUUCAAAUCAUUGUCUGAAUGUGAACUAUUUUGCGAAAGGCUUCAGUGUAAAUAUGGUACGCCAUUGAAAAUCGGACAGAUCAAUCAACGAUGCAGUCAUAAUAGCCAUUGCCCAAGCACAUAUGAAUGCCAAAGGGACCAGAAGAUUUGCUGUCCUGAACCUCGUUCGAUUUGCUCACAACCAUUGCGACUCGGAAAUUGCAAGCAAAGUAUUCGGAGGUACUGGUAUAAUAUGGCAAUCCAUGCAUGCCAGAUCUUCAACUAUACUGGAUGUCAAGGCAACGAUAAUAACUUCGAGACAUUGAUCGAAUGUCAAAAUACGUGCGAUAAUACUAUCCCGGAACCAAGGUGUCCACAAGGAGAUGCAUACAGGGACAACCAAGGGAAUUAUUUCGUUUGUUCCAAUUCUAAUACCGUGAAUAAGUGUCCACUAAAUUAUGAAUGUCAUUUUGACGGAUAUUCGUGGGGUUGUUGCCCAACAAGGGCUUACACAUGUCAAUUGUCUUCUAGUAAAGGUGUUACUUGUGACACCGGCUCAUCCUAUCGCUAUUUUUAUAACUCACAAACACAAGAAUGCGAAAGUUUCCUGUAUAAUGGUUGUGAUGGAAAUUCGAAUAAUUUUGCAACAUACGAAGAAUGUGAAAGUUAUUGCGGUGUGAGUAGCUGUCCGAAUAGCGGUGCUCCGAAAAGAAAUGAAUUUGGCAAACAGAUAAAUUGCUCAUCAACUGUAUCUUGUCCCAGUACUCAUGAAUGUACUUCACUUACUUCCGGGAGUAGUGUAGUGAGUAGAUGUUGUCCAAAGCGAGCAUAUAUCUGUUCGUUACCGCCUCAGCAAGGCAAUUCAUGCAAUAUGUCGUCUGUCAUACGUUUCUAUUUCAAUGUAGCUAACAAGGGUUGUAUCGAAUUCACCUAUAAUGGUUGUGGCGGCAAUUUGAACAAUUUUGCAACUCUCGAGCAAUGCAAUAACUUUUGCUUGUCAUCAGCUUGUACAUCAGGCGAUACUGUAUACAUAAAUAAGAGUACACAUAUGCCUUUCGAAUGCAAAACUGGUGUAAAGGAUAGUUGUCCCAGUAAUUUUGCAUGUACUUACGACGAAAUUUUUGGAAGAAGUGUAUGCUGUGGUGCAACAGAUAUGGAAGUUUGUCCAAAUGGUGAAAAAGCAUACAUAAAUGCGUUUAAUAUGAGUGUUCGCGAAUGCCUGAUAAAUAUCAGUAAUUCAUGUCCCAACUACUACCUGUGUCGUUUUCAUAUUCAGACAAAUCGUUACUACUGCUGCUCAUCUGCCAAUGGAGAAGUUUGUCCCAAAGGCAAAGAUUUUUACAAAGAUCCAUCUACGAAGUCACCCAUCCGUUGUAUGAUAAGCAGUGGAAGUAAUCAAUGUCCAACGGGAUACAGCUGCUUGUCUGAAGUUCCAGGAGCUCUGCAGGGUCACUGUUGUUCAUCCAAUUAUUUAUGUCCGAAUCGUGCUAAGUUUUACAUGGAAACGAUCAGUGAAAUGCCACGUUCAUGUCAACUGGAUUCACCUUUUAUCACUUGUCCUACUGGCUACACAUGUCAAAGUACACAAACCGAAUUUACGACCGGUUAUUGUUGCGAAAGCGAUAAUGAACCAGUUUCCGAUGGUUGUCCGCCGAAUAAAUACGUUUAUAUGAGAGAUAAUCGUGUGGUGUCCUGUGAUCCGUUCAAUUCGGUGGCAAGUGCUUGUCCGAAUGGAUACUUUUGCCAGUGGUCAUUGCCGAAACAACGUUAUCAGUGUUGUGGUGAGACACCACUGCUUGCUUAUAAAAGCACUAAAAUGGCUUCACUUGGUUGUCCUGAUAAUCAAGUGGCAUAUAGAGAUGCAGCGACAAAUGAGCCAAAAGUAUGUACAGUUGUGGCACAGAAUUGCCCGACGGGAUAUUUUUGCCAGUUUUCCAGUUUCAAUAACCAGUUCCAAUGCUGCGGCAUCAGUAGUGGUUGUCCAAAUGAGCAGGUUGUAUUCAUUAGAGCAAAUGGUGAAGUGCAGAGGUGUACACCUGGUCAAACUGUUUGUCCAAAUGGAUAUUCAUGCCAAGGAACUUCAAAUGGAUCUCAUUUAUGCUGUACAAGCGGAUCAAACGAAACGAUUUGUACCAUAGACCAAGUAUUGAUCGAUAGUUCAUGCGUGGAUAAAGUUGAAAUCGGAAAGCCGUGUAGGAAUUCGAAGCACUGUCUGGGUAGAUCCAGUUGCAUUGAUGGCUCUUGCAAAUGUCCAGAUGGAAUGAGCAAUGAGGCAGGCUUAUGCAAACAAGUUUGUCCAGAAGGCAAAAUACUAAUAGCAGGUGAAUGUCUGGAACGAGCUGAACCGGGCGAUCUUUGCAUCAACGACAAACAGUGCUUGGGUAGUUCAAUAUGUAAAGAAGGGAUUUGUGAAUGUCUAAGAGGGCAUGUCAUUUACCGUGGUAAAUGUGUUGUAAAAGAAACAAAAGUUAUAAAAUGUUCAAUUCCGAAUCAAGUACCAUAUCUUGAGAAAGGAUCCAGCAAGGUGCGAUAUUGUUCCCCCUCAAAGAAUAGUUGUCCAAAAGGAUACAGUUGUCAGUACAGUCGCGACGCUGAACGAAAUAUCUGUUGUGGUUAUCCAGGUACCAGUGUUGUUGGCAGAAGCAGUAGCCGUAAAGCAACAAAUGCUCGAAAGAAGUCAAAGGUUAUUACCGAUGCUUGCGACAAUGGCAUUCCAUAUAUCUUGAAAGGGUUACCGCAAGUUUGUACCUCAGCACCUUGUCCGAUUGGUUUCGACUGUACUUUCUCCAAAAAAGCCCGGAAUUACUUCUGUUGCAAAAGGAAAGCCAGAGAAGGUGUGCAAGGUGAUGGUUGUCCUUUCGGAAGAGCACUUCUUUUUCCAGCAACUGGAACGCCAUUGCAGUGCAAUAGUAGAAAGCAAAGAUUCUACGAAGCCUCGAGUACCGUAUUAUGUCUAGGGAGUCAAGUUCAUGUGAGACAGUACGUGAAUGGUCAAUACUUCGAUCGCUGUGAAGACCAUUGUCCAGCUUAUCAAACCGCAAUUAACGGUUUUUGUACGAAUCAGGUCGAACUUCCCGUAAAAAUACUGUGA